Molecule: messenger RNA, 945 nt
Organism: Nicotiana attenuata
Lineage: Eukaryota; Viridiplantae; Streptophyta; Magnoliopsida; Solanales; Solanaceae
Exons: 4
Coding region: 101-685 (194 amino acids)
Source: RefSeq, a predicted model, not a curated record
UUCCUUAUUCUUUCCACGUCGGACUUACAUCAGACACAACUUCACUUCUGAUCGAAAAUCUCAUAUCUGAAAUCUAGCUCCAGAAAUCUAGCUCUUACCAAUGUCUGAAGCAAAAUCACAACCACCUUCAACUUCCUCGUCAGAUAAAGAUGUAAAGGCGCCUAAUGUGUUUGAGAGAGUUAAAGAAGAGUUUGAGGCUAUAUUGCAUAGUGAAAAACACUCACAUCACCAUCACAGAGAAACUCAUGGUUUGCGCGAUGAUAUUGAUGAGAACACACCCGUUAGCAAUGUGAAAGCACCUAACGUGUUUGAGAGAGCGAAGGAGGAAAUCGAGGCUAUUGUUCAGGCAUUGCAUCCGAAAAAGGAAAAUCACAGUCAUGAUUCAACUUCAGAUGGAGACAACAGGACUCAUGGUGCAACGGCCGAGUUGAAGACACAUAAUCCAGAUUCUCUUUCAGCGAACAAAGAAAAGAUGCCUAAUCAAAACGAGAGAAUCGAGGAAGAGAUAGGAGCAGAUCUGCGCAGAGAAAAAUCGCCACAUCUUCAUCACAAAGAAACUCAUGGAAGGAGUGAUGACAUUGAUGAUAAUACACCAAUUAGUGAAGUUAAAGGUCCAAACAUAUUCGAACGAGCCAAGGAAGAAAUCGAGGCCCUAGUUCACUCAAUUCAUCCAAAGAAGAAAUAAUCUGGCAUUGCUACUCAACGAAGGAAAACGGAUUGGAGAUGUUUAUCAGAAGAGGUUGACAAAUAUUUUUUCAGCUCAAGAAACGCACAGAAGUUAGUGUUGUUGCAUAUAACUGUCGUUGAGAUAGACAAUUUUUAUCUGCGCUUUUAUUCAUUUUCCAAAAUUUUUUACGUACUUUCCAUGCAAAAGAUUGAUUAUUGAACUUGCUUAUAUUUUGGUGUCUUUCAUGCAGAAAAUAUAGGUGCUGAGAUGUUUGUUCA